Molecule: messenger RNA, 2718 nt
Organism: Diuraphis noxia (Russian wheat aphid)
Lineage: Eukaryota; Metazoa; Arthropoda; Insecta; Hemiptera; Aphididae
Product: ATP-binding cassette sub-family C member 4-like
Biological process (GO): transmembrane transport
Cellular component (GO): membrane
Molecular function (GO): ATP hydrolysis activity; ATP binding; ABC-type transporter activity
Source: RefSeq, a predicted model, not a curated record
AGUUCAUUAUUACAAGCGAUUUUAGGAGAAUUACCACUAUCUGAAGGACAAAUUGUAGUGAACGGUGUAGUUUCUUAUGCAUCUCAGGAACCAUGGUUAUUUGCUGGUUCUGUACAACAAAAUAUUCUAUUUGGUUCAGCAAUGGAUGAUGAGCGUUAUAAAGAAGUUAUACAAAUUUGUGCCUUAAAAACUGACUUGGAACAGUUUCCAUAUGGUGAUAAAACAACUGUGGGAGAAAGAGGAGUUUCCCUCAGUGGUGGACAAAAGGCGAGAAUAAAUUUAGCAAGAGCUGUAUACAAACAAGCGGAUAUUUAUUUAUUGGAUGAUCCUCUAUCAGCUGUAGAUGCUCAUGUUGGCAGUCAUUUAUUUAGAAAAUGUAUUAAAGGUUACCUUAGAAAGAAAACUUGUGUUCUUAUUACCCACCAAAUACAAUACUUGAAUAGCGUAGAUCAAAUUAUUCUUAUACAUAAAGGAAAUAUUUUAAUUGAGGGUUCGUACAAGGAUCUUCAGAAAUCAAAUUUAGACUUUACAAAAAUGCUUGAGUCACCUAUAUUAGUUUCAACCGCAUCCUUUAAUGAAAAUAUUUCAAAAAAUACAAGUGUUAAUAACCAUCGAAUAGAUUAUAGUCGACAAACGUCUAUACAAAGUAUCGCAUCAUCAUUUGAAGAUGCCCAAUUCAGUGUUUCUCAAGAACAACCUGCUGAAGUAUCUGAAACUCGAACAUCAGGAAGUGUUUCAAAAAAUGUUUAUUCGUCGUAUUUUCUUGCUGGUGGAAGUGGUUGUAAAAUAUUCUUCUUCUUUAUCAUAUGUAUUUUAACUCAAGUACUAGCAUCAGGUGGAGAUUUCUGGAUGACCUAUUGGAUAAAUCUAGAAGAACAUGUUUUUUAUGUAGUAAAAACUCUUUCCACAAACGAUAAUAACCCAACCGAUAAUCCGUCUACGACAUUAUUGUGGUGGUCGAUUUCUCGAGAGACAUGUUUCAUUUUUUUUGGUAUUAUAACUUUACUUAUGAUGGUUGCGAUUAUCAUCAAGUCCAUAAUGUUCGUAUCAGUUUGUAUGAAAUCAUCAAUAACUUUGCACAAUAACAUGUUCAGUGCUAUAACAAGAGCUACAAUGUAUUUUUUUAACACAAAUUCAUCAGGACGUAUUCUUAACCGAUUUUCAAAUGACGUGGGAGCUAUUGAUGAAAUGUUACCAGCCACAUCGUUGGAUUGCAUACAAAUUGGAUUAUUAUUAUUUUCAAUUGUAAUAAUUAUUGGAAUUAUCAAUUUCUAUCUUAUAAUACCUACUUUUAUCAUUGCGAUUAUAUUUUACAAAUUUCGAGUAUUUUAUUUAUUAACUUCCCGCAGUGUUAAACGAUUAGAAGGAGUAACAAGAAGUCCCGUAUUUUCUCAUUUUAAUGCAUCGCUUCAAGGUUUAACCACAAUAAGGGCUUACGGAGCAGAACAAAUUCUCUCUAAUGAAUUUGACAACCAUCAAGACCUACAUUCUUCGGCUUGGUAUAUAUUUAUUUGUUCGAAUAGAGCAUUUGGAUUGUGGUUGGAUAUAGUAUGUUUUAUAUAUAUAUCAAUUGUAAUAUUCAGCUUCUUGACAAUCGGAAAUACCAUGUAUGGAGGAAAUGUUGGUCUAGCUAUUACACAAGCAAUUAGCCUGGCUGGGAUGUUCCAAUGGGGAAUGAGACAAUCGGCUGAAUUAGAGAAUCAAAUGACCUCAGUUGAAAGAGUUCUUGAAUACACAAGUCCUCCACAAGAAGAUGCUCUUGAAUCACCACCAGAAAAAAAACCACCUACGGAAUGGCCUAUGAGUGGCCAAAUUACUUUCAAAAACUUUUAUCUUCGAUAUGGCAUAGAUAGUCCAUUUAUUGUCAAAAACCUCAAUAUAAAUAUCAAUUCUAUGGAAAAAGUAGGAAUCGUAGGAAGAACUGGUGCUGGAAAGUCAUCGUUAAUUGCAGCAUUAUUUAGACUAGCCAUUAAUGAAGGCAAUGUCAUCAUUGACGAUAUAGAAAUACACGAUAUAGGACUUCACGAGUUGCGGUCUAAGCUUUCUAUCAUCCCUCAAGAACCUAUUUUGUUUUCGGGAACAAUGCGAACCAAUUUAGAUCCAUUUAAUGAAUAUCCUGAUCAUAUUCUUUGGAAUGCAUUAGAUGAAGUAGAACUCAGACAUAUUGUUGAAGAAUUACCCAAUGGUCUAAAUUCAAUAAUUUCCGAAGGUGGUUUCAAUUUUAGUGUUGGCCAGAGACAAUUGGUGUGUUUAGCUAGAGCUAUUGUACGAAAUAAUAAAAUUCUUAUAUUGGAUGAAGCCACUGCCAAUGUUGAUCCACAAACUGAUGCAUUUAUCCAAAACACUAUUAGAAAUAAAUUCCGAAUGUGUACGGUAUUAACCAUAGCUCACCGUCUGAAUACAGUGAUAGAUUCGGACAAGGUGCUUGUAAUGGAUGCAGGUAUAAUGAUUGAAUUCGAUCAUCCACAUAAUUUGUUAAAAGAUAAAAAUGGGUUUUUAUAUAAAAUGGUGGAACAAACUGGGCCGACCAAUGCAAAAUUUUUACAUACUGCGGCUUUAGAGAGCUAUAAUAAGAUGAUUACAACGAAAGAAUAUCGAAUCGAAUCGUAAAAAGAAAAUAUUAUUGAAAUUCAAAUGUUCAUAAAGUUAUUGGUUUUAGAAUCAGUCCAACAUUUUUCUGGUAUAGAGUGCUAUUUUUUAACUCUAAUACUACAUAAU